UUGCAGUUAGAUAUUACGACAGUCAAUAUACUUAGCUCAUCACGUAAGUUACAUGAAUAGAUGCAGGUCCGUGCGCACGUCAAACUGUCACACAGAAUGGGUCGAACUUUCUAGUAUACAGCCGUGUAAUAUCUGCGAUCAUCUUUAAGAAGGUUCACAAUCAUGACUACAGGAGAGUGGGCGGCUCUUUGGACUGUGGCCACCCUGGCAGUCGUUAGUACACACGUCAACGGUCAACUUCCAUGCCAUACUAAUGGCUGUCUCCAUGGUAACGGUGGUCUCCGGUGCCAGUCAUGUUGGCCUGGGUGUUACGGCUCCAAUUGCAGUUCCUCAUGCCAUGGAAGCUGCCACACAGACGGCUGUGACAGAGACACUGGUCAGUGUUUUAGAUGUCGACCUGGGAUCUACGGAGAAGACUGCGCCAAAACAUGUCCACAGCAAUGCGCCAACAGUAUGAUAGGCGGGACUGUCUACUGUAACCGACACACAGGCGCGUGUUCUGAAGCAUGUACACCAGGAUGGACUGGUACAUACUGCAGUGAACGAUGUCCGCCCAACUGCAAGGGUCAAACCUGUAACAAGCAAACAAAACAGUGUAUCCUUGGUUGUGAGACAGGCUGGACAGGAGGCUACUGUAAUUCAACAUGUGACAACUGUCUGAUGGAGAGAUGCAACGACAACGGCUAUUGUCUGCUGGGGUGUAAAGCGGGCGUCUUUGGACAGGGUUGUGAGAAGGAAUGUCCACACUGCUGGACUACUGGCUGUGACAGAGAGACUGGGGUAUGUGAACAGUGUCAGCCUGGUUACCAUGGACACCGUUGUAACGAAAGGUGUGCUGAGACAUGUUAUAAAGGUCGGGAGGGUCAUAGAAACUGUGACCGCUACACCAAGGCGUGCCUGGAGGGCUGUGGAACUGGAUGGCACGGUUCUCAUUGCCGUAUACCGUGCAGUGCCUCCUGCAUGUCCUCACGGUGUUACAGCCACGAUGGCUCCUGUGUAGAUGGCUGUGUAGCAGGUUACCAUGGGAAACAGUGUCACAGGAGAUGCAUUCAUGAAAACUGUAAAAACAACACGUGUGACCACAAUGGUCAUUGCACGGAAUGUGAAGAUGGCUGGUUUGGAGAAGACUGUGAGCAGCUUUGCCCAGCACUGUGUGAGUCUUGUCUUCGAGACACUGGACAAUGUUCACGAUGUUCCGAUGGUUACCAUGGCCCUGGCUGUGCUGAACGUUGUAGUGAAACCUGUUUAAAAAAUGCAUGUGCCAGGGACGGCAACUGUAUUGGGUGUAAAGAUAGGAAAUACGGGACUCAAUGCCAAUACCCAUGCAGCGAGAACUGUGAGACAUGCGACCAGACAACGGGGUGUACAAGGUGUAGAGAAGGACAUUCCCUUGAAGACAGCAAAUGUACCUCCACGGUCCCCUCAACAUCUGGGGCAGAUUCUGUGAAGCAAACGCUACAUAAAAUGAAACAUGUGUUUCCUUUUUCUUUAGAAUUUCUUAUCUGUGUUUGCGCUAUGACAUGGCGUAUCUAGAAGAUAAGUUGCUAUCUUAGUUCCUAGUAUUCAGUGUGGGUCACAUUUGAGUACGUUUUGGGCCCAGUAUGUCUUCAUGAAUCCAUAGAACGCUGUAAACUCUGGCAUUUUCCUUUUUGACUUCGCACAACAUGUACGACUUAAAGCAGAUUAUUAUAUAUGAUUUCAGAAAAGAUUUUCAAACGAUACAGUUUAUGUAAUGUGCAUUCUAUAUUGACUUCUUCUAUAUGUCAUUAAGCAUUUGGUAUAUUGCAAAAAUGUUCUGCAUUAGAUUUUGUUACAAAAUAUGCCUUAGUUUGUAUUUUGUAUUCGUUGCGUGAUGUAAGUUAAUGAUGAUAUUAUACAUGUAUAUAGUGUUAAUGUUACAUAAUUGUUUUUGUUAAUUCUGUUAUAUGUUACAU
This is a messenger RNA of Haliotis rufescens (red abalone), 1934 nucleotides long. RefSeq names its product multiple epidermal growth factor-like domains protein 11. The transcript has 3 exons. Gene Ontology annotation, molecular function: scavenger receptor activity. Lineage: Eukaryota; Metazoa; Mollusca; Gastropoda; Lepetellida; Haliotidae. The coding region runs from base 163 to 1533 and encodes 456 amino acids. The record is from RefSeq and is a predicted model, not a curated record.